Brachypodium distachyon (stiff brome) is the source of this 1415-nucleotide messenger RNA. RefSeq lists its product as uncharacterized. The transcript has 9 exons. The record is from RefSeq and is a predicted model, not a curated record. The coding region runs from base 175 to 1179 and encodes 334 amino acids. Lineage: Eukaryota; Viridiplantae; Streptophyta; Magnoliopsida; Poales; Poaceae.
CUAACCAAUCCAGUCCAACCAACCGAACCCCAUGCCGCUGGCGCCCUCCCGAUCCUCUAGCCACACAAAAUUCCCGCCCCUCUAAUCCCCCACGGGUGGAAGAGCGCGUGAGAGAGGAAGGGACUAGGCGCGCAACAAGUACAGUCGAGCCCAGGAAUCGCGCGCGCUUGUGGGAUGGCGGAGGAAGGAGAGGAGGCGCCGCCGGCGGUGGAGUUCGGGCUGCCCAGGGAGCUGGCGGCGGUGCUGCCGACCGACCCGUUCGAGCAGCUGGACGUGGCGCGCAAGAUCACCUCCAUCGCGCUCGCGUCCCGCGUCGGGCGCCUCGAGGCGGAGUGCGCGCGGCUCCGCGCGCAGCUCGCCGAGCGCGACGACGCCACCGAGGACCUCCGCGAGCGCGUCGAGCAGCUCGACUCCGCGCUCGCGCUGGCCACCGAUCGCCUCCGCCUUGCCGAGGAGGAGAAGGAGACGCUACUGAAAGAGAACGCGACCCUGUCAAACACCGUCAACAAACUCAACAGAGAUGUCGCCAAGUUAGAAGUUUUCAAGAAGACACUUAUGCAGUCACUUCAAGAAGAUGAUGACAAUCCUAAAAUUGCUCCCAGGGCAAAACUCACCGAAGCUUCGAGUUUUAACUCUGCACCAUCUGUUGGAGAUGAACAUUCAGCAUUUCCAACUUCCAAAUCAUCACAGUUGUCAGAAACUGCAAGUUCUGUUUCAGAGGGAAGUAGUCAUGCUGAGCCAGAUGUACCUAUGCCACCCCGCUCGCAUGUAUAUUUGCCAUCAUACAACAGCACACCAAAGCUUACUCCCCCCGGCUCACCUCCAAGGGGUUAUGCACCACUCUCACCACCAAGGCGACAUUCAAUCUCUGUUGCGUCAAUGAACAGGCUCGAUGACAGGUCUUCAGUGUUUUCUAGUAACCAUAGCUCAAUGACAUCUCCAUUUGAGGCAGCAAGUCAAACAGGACGAACACGAGUUGAUGGCAAAGAGUUCUUUCGUCAAGUCAGAAACCGCUUGUCUUAUGAGCAGUUCAGCGCAUUCUUAGCCAAUGUAAAGGAACUGAACGCACACAAGCAGACCAGAGAGGAUACACUAAGAAAGGCUGAUGAGAUCUUUGGCGCUGAAAACAGUGACCUGUACACCAUCUUUGAGAGUCUAAUCACCCGCAGUCAUCAUUAGAGCCUUCAAAUCUGAAUCUUUUACAUGAUUAAUGAGCCAUGUUUUACUGGCAUUUUGUGAUUAUAUGUCUGGUUUUUGUUGUAUUUAAAAUCUGUAGAUCUUACCCGCUAUCCAUUUCAAAUUUCGGGUACAUAGUUUUAAAAUUUUCUUCUUGUUGCCAAUGUAAGAAUAAUGUAUUGUCUGCAAGCUACAGUUAUUAUAUAUUAAUACAAGUGAAAAAGCUUGCAAUUGAGGCA